Messenger RNA from Rhodofomes roseus, 1437 nucleotides. RefSeq lists its product as uncharacterized. The record is from RefSeq and is a predicted model, not a curated record. The transcript has 2 exons. Bases 1 to 1437 code for a protein of 478 amino acids. NCBI's taxonomy places the organism in Eukaryota, Fungi, Basidiomycota, Agaricomycetes, Polyporales, Fomitopsidaceae.
AUGGACGCGAGCAAUGACCAAUCGGUUGCUUCAACUGCUGCCACAAACCAGCAUCGGUCGCAUGUGUCCAUUGAUGACCUUCCCCCGGAUGUGCUCCUCGUUAUCUUUCGCGAAGUGCUCCUCACUCACCUGGACCCUUGGCCGUCGUACCACAACUUAAUGUCACCUCAUCCGUUCCCGGAGUCGAUCGCUUCUGUGUGUCGCCAUUGGCGAGGGGUCAUGUCGACCGUGGCCUUCUUCUGGACGCGCCUGGUGAUCUGGGUCGGCAGGGACCCCACUCCCCUCUCAACCGUAUGCGACUACAUCGCUUGGUCGCAGAACAGCCCUCUGGAUAUUCAUGUCCUAUGCACGCCCGAGGAAUCUAUCGAGCACCACACUACGGAGAAGGCGCAGGUACAAGCCGUCAUGGAGACGCUCACUCCCCACAUGAAGCGUUGGAGAGUCCUCCACAUGCAGCUGUUCUUCGCAAGCUCGCUCCCGCGCCCUCGCAUCGACCUCGUUGGCCGAGCCAGCAAACUCGUCGAACUCGAACUCCUAUCCACUGUCGAUGACUGCGUAGCGAGCGCUGAGGAGGCUCCCCCUAUCGUUGGCGAGUUCCAAACGCCCGCGCUGGACGUUCUUGAGCUGAGCGGCUUGCAGUUUCGCGAAUCGUACGUGAAGCCGUUCCCGCAGCUGCCAAUGCCACCCAUACUGUCCUACGUCAUCGUCUCAGAUUACGGCUCACAAUAUACCCCGUUUCCACUGGUGGACCUCCUCAGAUGCCUCGUCAGCUGCAAGGGACUGCAACACGUCGAGUUCGCGAAUCUUCAUCUUGAUUGCUCCUACAACGGACCUCCUCUCGUGCAACACGGGAUCACCUGGGACGCCGAAGUCGUCGACUUUCUCGACAUGCGCGGCGACGUCAUCGCGCAUUACAACCGCCUUCUCGGCUACCCCUACGUCGAGGCGGUCUCGUACACGCGCUGCUCGAUGGAGGUCCCCUGUAUGCUCGGCAACUCGUACUACACCAGACUGACGGAAAUCGCAACCUCGAGGGCGCUUUUCAGCUUCCUCGCAGCCGGGCGUGGCCCGUUCUCGUGCCGCGACGUGACACUGACGAACUGCGACGGCCUGCGCCCGGAAGUGCUGCACAUGCUCGGACUGACUACGGAUGGCGUCUGGCUCUGCCCGUACAUCAAGUCGCUGACCAUCGUCGGGUGCAAGCAGUUCCACAGCCCGGCAUUGCGAUUCCUCCUCGAGGGGCGGCGUAGGGUACACGAGGCGACGGGCUUUCCGGAGGAUAUCGACCCGCAGUACGUGGUUGGAUCGAUCGAGGACCUCGACGUGAAAGACUGCUGCGAGCUCACCCCGGAGGACAAAGCCUGGCUUGAUGCGAAUGUUUCGAACGUCCGCUGGGAUGAUUGGUCGGGAGGUUAUAGCUCAAGGAGGUCACGGUGA